UCGCUCCGACCGGUCCGGUUACCCACGCGAUCUCCGAUCAGCUCAGAAUCUAUACAAUAAAGUCUAUAUGAAGAAAAAAAAAAACAACAACAAAAUAAAUAAAGACUUUGCGAGCCGAGCUUAAGAUAUUGUGCGCGUGCGCUGUCGACCCACGCGAGAUUUUUCUUGAGCUGCGCGCGUUUGAUCAUCGUUUCGUUUUUUAUGCAAAUUUCUAUAGUGUUUGGAUAAAAAAAUAAUAUAUAUAUAUAUCUCCUCGGGUUUCGUCACAGCGUGAAAGUAAAAAUUCUUUGUGCAAAAAGAAAUUUCCACACAGUUGAGAAAAAAAAAGAAAAUAUUACGAAAUACUUGCGAAAGCAAAUAGAAAAGAGAGUUGAGAAGCUGCCAAGCGUGCGUGUUAAUUGAUUUCCAACAAAAAUAAAAAAAAAGAGUGUUAACUUAACGGCAAAUUUGUGGAUUUCUGUUUGGAUUUUUUCUGGAUUUUUUAUUGUAUAUUUUAUUUUUGUGGAGCAGAAGGACAAAGGACUAAACUCCACUCUACCCGGGGCUAAGCUUACCGACUGGCAAAGCCAACACAGGAAACAGGACGACAAGAACACCCCCUCGAUUCGCACACUGUGGCCAGCGGAGGAGUAGGAAAUCGAACCGAAUGCAGUAUCUCAACUACGCACUGCAGACAUCCACGCGACUGCUGACGUACCAGGGCCAUCACAACCAGGAUCUGUAUCCCGGCCAAACGACGACCGGAGUGGAGGAGGAGAUCAAGCACGCCUGCUGCAGUCGCGGCGCCCAGCUGCUGAGGUUGCGCCACCGUGAGCUGGCCAAGCGUCGGGCCCUCGAGGAUCAGAUUAACUGCAACCAGGAGGAGGCAGAGGACGAAGAGCAGCAGCAGCAGGAGGAGGACGAUAAGGAUUCGUCGGACCUAGAGUUGGACAGCGAACAGGGCGCCGUCGGCGGGGAGCAGCUGCAUCCGCAGCCAGUCCAAUGA
This is a messenger RNA of Drosophila kikkawai, 985 nucleotides long. The record is from RefSeq and is a predicted model, not a curated record. NCBI's taxonomy places the organism in Eukaryota, Metazoa, Arthropoda, Insecta, Diptera, Drosophilidae.